Messenger RNA from Tuber melanosporum (Perigord truffle), 1050 nucleotides. RefSeq lists its product as uncharacterized. Gene Ontology annotation, cellular component: nucleus; fungal-type vacuole membrane; Gtr1-Gtr2 GTPase complex. Bases 1 to 1050 code for a protein of 349 amino acids. The transcript has a single exon. The record is from RefSeq and is a predicted model, not a curated record. Gene Ontology annotation, molecular function: GTPase activity; GTP binding. Lineage: Eukaryota; Fungi; Ascomycota; Pezizomycetes; Pezizales; Tuberaceae. Gene Ontology annotation, biological process: cellular response to starvation; regulation of autophagy; cellular response to amino acid stimulus.
AUGGAGGAAAGAAAAGGCCGCAAAAAAAAAGUCCUCCUAAUGGGCAAAUCUGGCUCCGGAAAGUCCUCCAUGCGCAGCAUAGUAUUCAGCAACUACGUCGCCAAGGACACCCGCCGCCUGGGGGCUACAAUCGACGUUGAGCACUCGCACGUCCGAUUCCUCGGCAACCUGACGCUAAACCUCUGGGACUGCGGUGGCCAAGAUGCCUUCAUGGAAAACUACCUCGCCACUCAGCGUGACCAUAUAUUCCGCAAUGUCGAGGUCCUGAUAUACGUAUUCGACAUUGAGUCUCGCGAGUUCGAACGAGACCUGAUUACGUAUUCCUCAUGUAUUGAGGCGUUGCGGGACAAUUCGAGUAAUGCUAGGAUAUUCUGCUUGGUACACAAGAUGGACCUCGUACAGACGGAGUUGCGAGAGAGGUUGUUCAAUGAGCGCCGGGAUGUGCUUGUGUCUAGGAGUUUAGGAUUAGCGAUUACCUGUUUCCAAACGAGUAUCUGGGACGAAACACUCUACAAAGCUUGGGCUGGCAUAGUCUACACCCUCAUCCCUAACCUCCCGCAAUUAGAAACGCACCUCCACCGCUUUGCCUCUAUCGCUGAUGCGGAGGAGGUUAUCCUCUUCGAGCGUACCACAUUCCUCGUGAUCUCACAUGUCACCCGCUCGCCGAUCCCCAACCCAUUUCCCGACCGCUUCGAAAAGAUAUCGAAUAUAGUCAAGCAGUUUAAGCAGAGUUGUUCUAAGAUGGCGAGCAAUUUUACUGCGUUCGAACUCAGGGCGGCUGGAUUCUCGGCGUUUAUCGAUGUGCUUACGCCGAAUACAUAUAUUCUUGUGGUUAUGCCGGCGGGUGCCGCGGAGAGCGCAACAACUCUGAUGAAUAUUGCGGUUGCGAGGAAGCAUUUCGAGAAGUUGGAAAGGGAUAGUAGCGUUAGGGGAGUUGAGAAGCUAGGGAGAGAUAGUAGCGUUAGGGGGGCUGAGAAGGAUAGUGGUGUUAGGGGGUCCGAGAAAGGGGGUGGAGGUGUGGGGGAGAAGGAUGGUAUUAAUGGAAAUUGA